UGGGAAUCAAACCUAGGACACCAAAGACAAUUUUGAAGAUCCUGGACCACUUGAGCUAACUUUUUACAUUUGUUCAAAAUAUUUAGAAGUUAAUAUAUGUACAUAAACACAAAAAAUAUACCUUAUAUAUAUACAAUAUAAUUUUUUUAUGGAGGUUGUACCGGUAAACACCCUAGGCACCCUAAAUCCGCCCCUGCAAAAAAAGUUGAAGUUCAACUGGCAAAUUGCUGAUUAGCUCCAAAACAAGCAUUCAAAUGUCCAGUCUUUCAACUGUCCGCCGUAUGCGAGGUAUCUUCGCCGGAAAUAACAAAAAAUCAGCAACCAAAACCCCCAAACCUACCCUUACCUCUUUAAACCUCACCAAUGACACACCCCAAGCAAUUGUAAAUUUCCUUAAGAAAUCAUCAAAAUGCCCUAGUUUCCGACGCUGGCGUCCCAAUUAUGAAAUUGCCAUUCACCGCCUUGCCAAAGCCAACCACUUCUCAGGCAUCGAAGAAGUUAUCGAGCAUUUAAAACACUACCCAGAAAUUCGCGACGAGUCCUUUGUCGCUGGGCUUAUUCGUCUUUACGGGAAAGCUAAGAUGUAUGAUCAUGCACGUAAACUGUUCGACGAAAUGCCUCAACUAGAUUGUCCCCCGCGGAGUGUCUAUUCCUUCAAUGCCCUUUUGACAUCAUGCAUUACAUCAGAGAGAUAUGAUAAAAUUGGCGGAUUGUUUCGUGAAUUGCCCGAGAAAUUGUCAAUUGAGCCAAAUUUAAUGUCGUAUAACCUUGCGAUGAAGGCGUUGUGCAAGGUUGGUUCUUUGGAUUCUGCAGUGCUUUUGAUGGAUGAGAUUGAAAAGCAUGGGAUUAAGCCUGAUAUUGUGACUUGUAAUACGUUGUUAAGCGCGUUUUAUGAAAGUGGGUUAUCUGAAGCUGAAAACUUGUGGAUUAUGAUGGAAAAGAAAAAUAUUGUUCCUGAUAUUUGCAGCCAUAAUAUUAGAUUAAGAGGCUCAAUUAAAGUCAAUGGGGUUUCAAAGGCGCUUCAGUUCUUCGAGGAGAUCAUUAACAAGGGUUUGAAGCCAAACAAAUUCAUUUACAAUACUAUGAUAAAAAUGUAUGUUGAUGAGGGGAAUUUGGACCAGGCUAAAAUGUGGAAAGCUAUUGAUUCACAAGUACUUGUUUAUAGAGCAAUAAUGCAGAGGGUUGUUGAUGGCUUAGUUGAGCACUCUAUGAUUGAAAAUGCAAAGGAGUUGGUUAAGUUGGCCAAGUCUUGUGAGAGAUUCCGGUAUCGGCUUUCUUUGCCUUUGCAUGACUAGUUGUUUCUCAUCCCUGUUUCCCUAUGAUUUAAUCUUUUGCUUGUUUACUUGAGCUUGUAUCAAGCUUGAUUUUGCCUUCAAGAUGAAGUUAGACAAGGUCUGAGGAAUGCUUGGAUGGACUAUAGAAACUUUAGUUUGGUGUGUAGGGGAAAGCUUUUUCAUUAAUAUAUUUCCCAAAUUUAUUACUACUAUUAUCUUAGACGAGAGCUAGAAAUUAAAAAUCUUGAACAGAUUUUCAAUUCUUAUAUUAACUAUAGGUUUACUAAUAUUGUACUUUAUUUUUGCCCUAAUUUGGUAACCAGUUAAUGUGGUC
Messenger RNA from Lycium barbarum (goji berry), 1608 nucleotides. RefSeq names its product small ribosomal subunit protein mS79 (rPPR3b)-like. The transcript is spliced from 2 exons. Lineage: Eukaryota; Viridiplantae; Streptophyta; Magnoliopsida; Solanales; Solanaceae. The record is from RefSeq and is a predicted model, not a curated record. Bases 255 to 1295 code for a protein of 346 amino acids. Gene Ontology annotation, molecular function: protein binding. Gene Ontology annotation, cellular component: chloroplast.